Molecule: messenger RNA, 2103 nt
Organism: Desarmillaria tabescens
Lineage: Eukaryota; Fungi; Basidiomycota; Agaricomycetes; Agaricales; Physalacriaceae
Product: cytochrome P450
Exons: 14
Coding region: 259-1884 (541 amino acids)
Molecular function (GO): iron ion binding; oxidoreductase activity, acting on paired donors, with incorporation or reduction of molecular oxygen; monooxygenase activity
Source: RefSeq, a predicted model, not a curated record
GCGCUAAUCUCAUAAUAGUGUUUUACUCGAACGUUACCAGCUUUGGCCUAACUUGCGGCUUCGGGACUGGCUUUGGUUGUCUAAUUAACCGACAAACUUGAAGAUUUCCGUUGUGGGUCCGCCUACGCAACGUAUACUCAAUUACUGUACCAGCCUGGUGUACGGCCGGGAAUCCUAAUCGUGUGAAUGAUUCCAGUGCGGUGAUCGGGUACAUUAGGCUGCUAUAAAUGCCAGUCUUUGAGCUCGGAGGUUCUAAUCAUGGCUUUAUUCCUCACCUUGUCUUAUAUCUGCCUGCUCAGUGCGACAUAUCUUGUAUACAAACGAUUCAAACGUAUUUCGAUUGCCAGUGUUCCAGGGCCACAAUGGAAGUCUUGGGUAUAUGGAAACUUGUCUGAACAUCGUAAAGGCGAGGCAGGAGAAGUCGACUUUAAAUGGCAAGCCCAAUAUGGCGACAUCAUUCGAGUCCGAGCACCAUUGGGAGAAGACCGUCUCCUGGUUUCCGAUCCCAAAGCCCUUCAGUAUAUAUAUCAAACUAGCGGUUAUAGAUUCAUCAAACCCCCAGGUCGUAAGGAGCUCGGACGACUACUCACAGGAAACGGAAUACUCUUAGCAGAAGGCGAUGACCAUAAGAGACACCGUAAAGUUCUCCUACCAGGUUUUGGGGGGCCUGAGGCGAAAUACUAUGUACCAGUGUUUUUCGCACAUGCUAGCAAGAUGGGGUCGAAGUGGAAGGAGCUGAUCUCCACAACUGACGAACAGUCUGUCAUUAUCAACGUCCCUUUAUGGACGUCGCAUGCAACAUUGGAUGCCAUCGGCGUGGCGGCGUUUGAUUAUCAGUUUGGCGCUCUCGACAACCUGGAAAAUCCUCUGACUGUCGCAUAUACAAACAUGCUAUUUGAUACUUUUGCCGUGCCUACCGACAACAGCACCCUAUCGAUGUGUCUGAUGGAUUGGUUGCCUAACUGGUUUAUUCGAUUUAUGAUUGAGAAGGCGCCAAUCGAUCGACUGGAGCAUGUCAGAAAGACGCGAGAAUUAACCCGCCAGGUCGCAAAGCAGCUGGUGAAUGAGAAAUACGAGGCACUUGCCGCGGACAAACCUAAGAGGGACAUCAUGAGUUUGUUGGUGAAAGCGAAUGUUUCCGAAAACCCGAAGACACAACUCGACGAUGAAGAACUUCUUGGCCAGAUGAACACGAUCAUGUUUGCCGGUCACGAAACGACUGCUAAUACACUCUCGUGGACGUUCCUUGAACUCGCGAGACGCCCUGACGUUCAAGACCGCCUAAGAGCGGAGAUCAGAGAGAAAGAAAAAGCAAUCUUCAAGCGCGGUGAUACCGAGUUCUCCGUACAGGAUCUGGAUAGCAUGUCUUAUCUGACUGCUGUGGUGAAGGAGGUGCUUCGCUUCCAUCCUGUCGUCUAUAAUAUUGAAAGGUCGGCAACUCGGGACGACGUGCUUCCUUUGAGCAAACCCGUGACCCUCACCACGGGCAAAGUGGUACAAGAGAUACCUAUACCUAAGGGAAUAACUAUCACUGCAUCGAUCACCGGCUAUAAUAGAAACAAGGAUGUGUGGGGAGAAGAUGCCCAUGUUUUCGAUCCCACGCGGUGGUUCCAAGGAAAUAUGAGUAAGGAAGUGUCAGUUGGCGUCUACGGGAACUUGUUCAAUUUUGCUGGAGGACUCAGGUCUUGUAUCGGCUGGCGAUUCGCUGUCCUUGAACUCCAUGCAUUUAUCACUGAAGUUAUCAAUAAUUUUGAAUUUUCGUUGACUAAAGAGUCGGAGCGGAUUCGGCGGGAGGCUUGUGGCAUUAUGACACCGACCGUGGAAGGCGAGGUGGAGAAGGGUUCACAACUUCCACUGAGAGUAGCGGUUGCUUCUCGCGAUUGAACAUUUAAUUUUACAUAGGCUAAUGAUACAUAAUUUCAAGAUGCAUUAGGCUGGGCGGAGAGGCGUAUUGUCGUUGUCUGAGUGAUGAAAUGGACGAACGGUUCCGAGAAAGAGGAAGGGACGCAAACGACUCCACCCAUCAGGCCUAAGGUCCGAUGUGGAAUAGUGUUGCAUGUCACUUUACGACACGUGAUGUUGAUGCCGGUCUGGAAUUAGAUG